UGCCAAAUCUGGAGGCCCAUCUUACCCAAAAAGUCUAAAUUUUACUUCAAAAUAAAAACUGUAAUCUCAACUCUAAAAACAUGAAUGUGUCCACAAACCCCUCAUUAACAAAGAGACAUUAAAAAAACUUCUUCUUUAUAAUGCAUAUUUCUUCAAAUGAGUUUCUGCCUUAUCGUGUGAACCAUUAACAUGAUGGCCCAUUGCUAUGAAUCACUGCUGUUUACAGUGGGCAGGGAAAUUAUUUUCAAAUGCUAAUUGUGUCAUCAGGCUGUUUGGUCAGGAUUGGUUGUCUGUUUGGGUGCUCUGAUCACUUAAAGCCCUCCACAGCAGAGAGAAUUCAUUACAUCUGUUCUGCAGUGACUGAAGUCUCUGAAUGAACUUUCAUACUCUUUCUGGAAAAAAGGAUAUUUGAACCUUGAAAUGGCUUCUGAGAGGGUUCUUUCACCAGACCAGUGCUGGGCAAUCUUGCAGUCUGCUGAAAAUGACUUCUUAACAAUCAUCGCUAACUUAAUGAUUGAUUGGAGAUAUAUCGGAUCUAUGACGAGAGAACGAGAGCAGCUGGUGGUGCAUUUCCUGGAGGCCAUGGUGAUGCUGCUGUACCUCCAAAAGCCAGAAGUGGUGAAGAAUAUGACUGUUUCUGAUUGGCUGAACCGGACAUACAUUGAGGGAAAUCAUGAACAGGCUAUGGUAGAAGUAGACAAGUGCAAUGCCUUCUUUGUCAUGUCAAAUGAGGAGGAAGCGUGGUUUGAUACGUACUACGAAUACCUGCGUUCAGAGAUGAUCAAGAGGAGGCACACGAGAUGCAGUUUAGAUGAAGCUGAAAAAUUCUUCAUAUCCUCUUCAGGGAAUCCGGUUGACAAUCCCUCUCAGGAUCUAAAGGAGCUGCAUGACGAGUACUGGCUCCCAAGCAUUACCACCGAUAUGGCCAGAUCUUCUGUAUACGCUGCCAUGCUCAAAUGUGAUUUGAUAGAUGAUGAAAAACUUUCAAAGCCAGCUGAGCCCAAAUGGAUGAAUGCAAACACAGCUUUUCACUUGCUGAAGAUGUCACAUCCAGUAACGGUGCAUGCAACUCUUCCGGAAAAAGCUGCACGAAUGCGAAUCUCAAGGAAAUAUGAGAGCCAUUGCCUCUCGCUCUGGUGCGCGAAUCAAAAGAAACUCCGUGUGGGUCUUGUGCUUGGAGCCCAGGAUGCGAGAAUCACAGGGUUCUGUAUAGAGGGGAGCCGUCUCAUCAUAGACCCUACAGAGUAG
This is a messenger RNA of Ctenopharyngodon idella (grass carp), 1248 nucleotides long. RefSeq lists its product as uncharacterized. Lineage: Eukaryota; Metazoa; Chordata; Actinopteri; Cypriniformes; Xenocyprididae. The record is from RefSeq and is a predicted model, not a curated record. The transcript is spliced from 7 exons. The coding region runs from base 421 to 1248 and encodes 275 amino acids.